Molecule: messenger RNA, 1183 nt
Organism: Solanum pennellii
Lineage: Eukaryota; Viridiplantae; Streptophyta; Magnoliopsida; Solanales; Solanaceae
Product: cysteine synthase-like
Exons: 11
Coding region: 76-1047 (323 amino acids)
Cellular component (GO): cytoplasm
Molecular function (GO): cysteine synthase activity
Source: RefSeq, a predicted model, not a curated record
UGCUUCCGCAACAAUCAGCUUUAUUAGUGGUAGACUGAUAGUUGACUGCUCCUUGAAAUAAGUGAGCAAGGAAAUAUGGAAGAGAAGAGUCAUGAAAUUGCGAAAGAUGUCACGGAACUUAUUGGAAGCACCCCUAUGGUAUAUCUCAACAAAAUCGCGGAAGGUUGUGCUGCCAAAAUUGCAGCCAAAAUGGAGACAAUGCAACCAUGCUCAAGUAUUAAAGAUAGGGUCGCAUGGAAUAUGAUCAAAGAUGCAGAAGACAGGGGCAUUAUUAGACCUGGAAAGACUGUCCUUCUAGAGACAUCCAGUGGAAAUACCGGCAUUGGUCUUGCGUCUAUUGCAGCAGCUCGUGGGUAUAAACUCGUGAUAGUGAUGUCAGGAUCAUCUAGUAUUGAGAGAAGGAUUGUUCUUAAAGCUUUGGGGGCUGAGUUAUACAUCACGGAUCGUGACAAAGGCAUACAUGAGGUGCUUAAGAAGGCCCAAGAGAUAAAAGACACAACACCCAACUGUUAUUUUCUUGGUCAGGACAAGAACCCUGCCAAUCCAAAGAUCCAUUAUGAAGCAACUGGACCUGAAAUAUGGAAUUGUACGGGAGGGAAAGUUGACAUUUUCAUUGCUGGGAUUGGGACUGGAGGCACAGUAACAGGAAUUGGAAAGUUCCUCAAGGAGAAGAAUCCAGAAAUAAAGGUAUAUGGUUUAGAACCAACUGAAAAUGCAUUUCUAAAUGGAGGACAACUAGGGCCACAUAAAAUCCAAGGAAUUGGUCCUGGUUUUAUCCCACCUGUUCUCGAUCUCAGCAUCCUGGAUGGAGUUCUUCAAGUAUCUAGCGAUGAAGCUAUUGAAAUGGCAAAGCUUCUUGCAUUGAAAGAAGGUCUGCUGGUAGGAAUAUCAUCAGGGGCUGCAGCUGCUGCAGCAGUACAAGUAGCAAAAAAGCCCGAAAACGCUGGGAAACUUAUUGUGAUAAUUAUGGCUAGUUCUGGAGAGCGUUAUCUUUCCACCGUGCUGUUUGAUUCCAUUAGAGAAGAGGUGGAAAACAUGAAAUUUUGAGUAACUUUGGAGUUACAUGUUGUAACAGGAGCUAAAAUAGUGAAGACCUCCCAAGUUUAAUCUCCUAAUUAAAUGAACUCUAUUUAUGACAAUAUAUCCAUUAUUGAAUUAAUUCAAAAUCUCAACAUUUUCAUCA